AUGGGUGAAUACAAAGUUGCAGAGUUUACUGACCUAGAUCGUCUUGCAGCGGAGCAUGGACUGGAGUUGACUCCAGAUGGAGCCCAUCUGCGAUGGGCGAAGACAAACCGGAAGCAUCCACGCAACUGGCACCCAGCACGGAAGACUUAUGACAUAUGUGUAAUCGGUCUUCUAGAGUUUUUCACGACCGCUAUGAGUACUUCGGGGAUUGAGCUGGGGACUGGAAAGACCUUCACAUUGUUCAUUUAUGUUUCUACUUAUCUUUUGGGCCAAGGCCUGGGAGGCGUGAUCUUCCCACCGUAUUCAGAAACCUUUGGUCGGAAACGGCUUUACGUCCUAAGUGCUCUACUGUAUAGUGUCUUCUGUCUUAUUAUUGGAGCUGUUCCUUCAGCCAGUGCUCUAGUGAUCGGCCGAUUGGUCACCGGGUUCCUGUCUGCUAUUCCAACUAUAGUCAUUACUGGAAGCAUCGAAGACCUGUUCAAUUCGCAGGAUCGGAUAUGGGUCAUGCUCCUAUAUGUUACCAUGGCAUGCUUUGGGGUCAGUGCGGGUCCCAUUAUGAGCUCCUACGUCACCUAUCGAUAUGGAUGGAGAUGGGUGUUCAACAUCGGUGCAAUCGUGACAUGUGUUCUUGCACUGAUGCUCAUGUGCAUUAAAGAGUCGCGACCUUCGUUGAUUCUUGCUCGGGAAGUUCAAGCGUUUCGCAAAUUGACCGGUAACGACUCGCUGCUUGCCCUGAAUCCAGAUUUUAUGCCGGACCUUCGCGCUUUUGCCCAUCUGGGACUGUUCCGACCGCUUCGACUGUUCUUCACCGAGCCCAUCGUCUUCACCGUCACCAUGGUGUUCUCCGUUUGCGUGGCUCUAAUCUACCUCUUCACCGAAGCCCUCCCACCUAUCUUCGAGGCAUUCGGUUUCAAUACGGAGGAGUCGAGCCUUCCCUUUCUCGCCCUUGGACUGGGGUGUCUUCCCAAUUUUGCGACCCGGAUCCUGGACUAUCGCAUCACGCAGCGACGCCUCAAGGAAGGACGGACCAUCAAGCCGGAAGACAAACUGACAGGGCUCUACAUCGGCGCACCCGUCCUUGCCCUUUCACUAUGGUGGUUCGCCUGGACCAUCCCGCCGGUGGGCGCAAAUAUCCACUGGUCCGUGUCCGUGGUCGCCCUCUUCUUCACCGGAUACGCUCUCAACGAGCUGGAAGUCGUUGUCUCGCAAUAUAUGGCGGACUCCUACCUGAGCUAUGCUGCGAGCGGAUUCGCCGCUCUAUCUAUUGUCCGGUCUCUUCUCUCCGCCACCUUCCCGCUGUUCGGAAGCGCGAUGUUCGCUGCCCUGGGUGCGAACAUUGGUGUUUCUAUCUUGGCCAGUAUCGCGACCCUGUUCUGCUUGGUCCCGCCACUGCUGGCCCGCUACGGGGAACGGAUGCGGAAGAACAGCAACUUCGCCAAGUACAGCCUGCAGGUGUACGCGGAGAACGGAGUGGACUCGGACUUUUUGUAAAGUCUUUGUCUGGUGGGGCUGGCUGCUUUUCUCUGUCUCGAUCUUACAGGCAAGAUGCGAAGCAAAAAUGUAUAGCCCCUGUCUUCGUGCGGUUCCAGACCCUGACCCUUGACAGUUAUGUUUGUGGGC
Aspergillus homomorphus CBS 101889 is the source of this 1620-nucleotide messenger RNA. Its product is annotated as MFS general substrate transporter. Gene Ontology annotation, biological process: transmembrane transport. NCBI's taxonomy places the organism in Eukaryota, Fungi, Ascomycota, Eurotiomycetes, Eurotiales, Aspergillaceae. Bases 1 to 1491 code for a protein of 496 amino acids. Gene Ontology annotation, molecular function: transmembrane transporter activity. The record is from RefSeq and is a predicted model, not a curated record. The transcript is spliced from 5 exons.